AUAUCAAAACUAACCUUUAACAAACAUAACCUCAAUUUAUCAAAAAAAUGUCUAAAGCAGGUGCUAAAGUAAAAGCGGUUAAAAAGGCUGUAAUUGAAAAGAUUCAUCAUGGUAGAUUAAAUACGAAUAUUCCAGCAUGUUCGGCCGCGGCUGGACCGCCGUUGGGGCCUAUGUUAGGACAGAGAGGUAUAAAUAUCGCCGCUUUUUGCAAAGACUUUAACGAACGCACCAAAGACAUCAAAGAAGGAAUACCUUUACCCUGUAGAAUCAAGGUUUUCCCUGAUCGUAGCUAUGAAUUAACUAUAAACUUACCACCAGUAACAUAUUUCCUAAAACAAGCCGCUGGAAUUCAAAAAGCAGCGAUGUAUGGUAAUGAAACAGCCGGAAAAGUAUCUUUAAAACAUAUUUUCGAAAUAGCAAAAAUUAAAAGGCAAGAUCCUUUAUUACAAGUUCGAACCAUGGAAGAAAUGUGUAAUAUGAUAAUUGGUAUUGCAAAGUCAUGUGGGAUAGAAGUUGUUAAAAAUUUGGAUGGUAAAGAAUAUGAGGAGUUUUUGAAUGAAAGGAAGAUUGUUAUUGAACAACAAAGGAAGGAGUUACAAGAAAAGAGGGAAGCUAAAAUGUUGAGAACUGGACAAGCUGGGCAAUAACCGUCUUAACGAGAAGUGCUGAAAAAAAGAUAACCAAUUUUAUAGGAAGUGAAAAGGACAGUAAUGAAAAAACUCCUGUGGAAGAUUAGUAUAUUCAGUAGUUAUGUGGACUUAGCAUGUAAAGAAUAGAUUUUUAAUAAUAAAUUUUUAUGAAUUCAUUUUA
Messenger RNA from Onthophagus taurus, 810 nucleotides. It is a transcript of the gene mRpL11, whose product is annotated as mitochondrial ribosomal protein L11. Lineage: Eukaryota; Metazoa; Arthropoda; Insecta; Coleoptera; Scarabaeidae. Gene Ontology annotation, cellular component: ribosome; mitochondrial large ribosomal subunit. Gene Ontology annotation, biological process: translation. The record is from RefSeq and is a predicted model, not a curated record. Gene Ontology annotation, molecular function: large ribosomal subunit rRNA binding; structural constituent of ribosome.